GAAAAAAUAGUUGGGCCAAGCCCAAGUAGAGGGGAGAUCACUCUAAAUACAGUCUACGCAGAACUCUUGUGUUAUUCAUACACGUUCCGGAUAAGCUGAACACUACACUAGGACCUAGGGAUAAAUAUUAUAUUUUCUAUGUGUUCUGGAUGUACAAGAACAAAGAGACUACUAAAGAAGAAUAUUUGGAUAUAAAUAAAUCGGAUAACAUCGGUUCCAUUUUGUUGUGACUUAUCAAAUUGUCACCACCCUCAUUGUGACGGCAUCAGCUAAUAGUUUGUUUGAAAUAGCUCAAACCCAAAACCAGGAGGUUUUAACCGUCUUGGUUUGUUAACGCUAACCGAUGCUGGAACACAGUCCGAACCCUUGUUGGCAGGUCCCAUCUGGGUACAGGGGUGUCUGGUGUCAGGAUCUGUCCCGCGAGGGGGCGCUUCAGUUUGUCUUCAUGGCGCAGUUAGAAGAGAGAAUGACUCAAGAUUCAUCGUCAGCAUUUGUAACACCUAGCCCAUCACCGGAGGGUGUCCCAGCACAUUCAGUGUCCACCUUGUCCCCCCUGUCCCCCCAGUUCACCACCCGGACUCACUUUGCUCACGGACACAAGCGCCACCACAGUGGCAGCGAUGGUGACGGGGCGGACAGCGACAGCGAACACAACAGUAUAACCCGAGAUUCCAGUAGCAUCGUGUUAUCUUCAUCCAAAGCCAGGACUUUUCUGGCCGCUUCCAAAAGCAGGCCCAACAAAACCCCAGACUGUUAUUAUUCAGGCAAGCGCGGGUCAGCCCGGGCUAGUCCAGAUGUGGACCCUGCUAAACAAAGAAGCCAGCAGAGCUCGUAUGUACAGAAAAAAGAAACCAGCAGAACAAAAUCCCAUAGUGUAGAGAGUACCAAGUGCUGUCACAACGACGCAGGGGCCCACAGCCCUCAGCAUUGUUCAUCAGUACAUAUGGAUAUGAGUACUAAAAAACAGUCACCGUCUCCGUUAUCCUCCCCCUCUCCCCCUUUGUCUCUCUCCCCUCAAGCCUCGUCAACCUCUUCGUAUUUGAUAGAACAGAAGAACAGUCCGGUAGCAUUCAACGACAGCUCGGACAGCACCACCACAGAUAAUAAGUACGCUUUACAGAAGCGUUUGAAACUCAUGCACGAGCCCAGCAUGAUCACCAGAGAACCGUGGAAUGCCUUGAAUAUCCCAGACCUGAGCCAGAAAGUCACUAUCAAAACUGAGUUUGACCAGUCUGCUUAUAUUUCACCCUCAUAUUCUCCUGCCUUGUCUCACCAUUCUGAUGAUAAAGACCAGAACGAGCCGGUUGAUCUUUCUUUAGUCAAGCGAGCACGUAGAUCAGACUCAGAUACCCACCAAGGCCUGGAUCUUAGAGUUCCUAAACGUGAGCCAGAAGAUUCACCAUCAGAAGGUGUCAAUAAGAUUGGAUCAGCUGCCCUUUUGUCUCUCCAGAGAAUUAAAGAAGCAUCAGAACAAUUCAAGUCUCACUCAAGUGUUAUGAGCCUUAUAGAAACACAGAGUAAAAAACUGAUGUACCAAACCCCUCGGUCCCAAGCAAAAAUAGAAGAAAUGUAUGACGACAUCGACAGUCAGAAAUCUCGACGAGUCCACCGCUGUGACUUUGAAGGGUGCAAUAAGGUCUAUACCAAAAGCUCACAUCUGAAAGCCCACCGGCGAACACAUACAGGUGAAAAACCUUACAUUUGUAAUUGGGACGGGUGUACCUGGCGUUUUGCUCGUUCUGAUGAAUUAACCCGCCACUUUCGCAAACACACAGGAGACAAACCAUUCAAGUGCCAAGUUUGUGAACGUGCCUUUUCCCGAUCAGAUCACCUCUCUCUACACAUGAAAAGACAUUGAAGCUACUACAUUGAGAAGAAGGGCUAACUCUUUCCUGCACAGUCACCUUGGCAGUGCUGUGUUUUUUCCUCAAGUGGGACCUGCUGUCCAUGAGCUUCCCCAAGAGAGUCUCUCUGUUUAACAGAGACCUUGUGAGACUGACUCACUCAAGUCGACCUAGAUUGGCAAUAAGCUAAUGUGAUACAACGAUAUAGCUGAAGAGAUUUUUAAAAAACAAAAACAUUUUUUACACAGAAGAAAAAAAAACAAAACCAUUAUGUGGUUGUUAAACAUUACCUGGCUGUGAAAAUUCCAGUUUUUAUUGAAAAACUUUUUUUUUUAAAAUAUUUAUUUUAUAAUUUAAAAUAAAAACAAAACUAAAACACGCUCAGGCUUUGUCAACUAGAGAUUUGCCCCAAGUGAAAGCAAUACAGGACUGCACAAUUUUGUUGAAACAUGUUUGCUACUUUGUACUGAUAACCUGUUUAUCACUUCAACAACUUCAACAUGGCAAUUUUAUGCCUGUAUUCUCAGUAUCAUCAUGUAUUGUUCUAUAAAUAAUAACUUGUUACCUAUUAUUCAGAUUAGUGACCUCGGGGAAACUAAGCCCCAUGUAUGAUACUUUGAUCAUUAACAUACCAGUGUUAUACUAAUAUCCUUUCAUUUGAAAUGAAGUUGCCAAAUGUUCAGAUUCUUCUGAAAUCUCAUGCUAAAUUUUGUUGUGUUUUGUGAAGAGCAUGUAAAAAAGCUUUAUUCAUGUUCAAUAUGCUGAGUUUUAUGCUGUAUAUUUUGUGUUCCCAGUUCUAUACUUCAAUAUUUGCUGAUGCGUUGUUGUCAACCCCCCCUAAACAGUCUUUCUGAUGUUUAAAUAAAAAAACCUACACUAAUUUUGAAGCCAAAUAACUUCAUGUACUAUUACUGUUCAGUCUCUAUCAUUGCAAAUAUUUUGUCAUUAACAUGUCUAAAUGGUGAAGGAUUUUGCAUUUAAGUUUUUUUUGGUGUUAAGUACUUGUUGUUUUUUAGGAGACUAGCAGCAGACUUAAAAAUGAUGAAAAAUAAAUGUUUAUAUGUUAAUAAAAUAACAUAAAGA
Physella acuta is the source of this 2927-nucleotide messenger RNA. Its product is annotated as Krueppel-like factor 12. NCBI's taxonomy places the organism in Eukaryota, Metazoa, Mollusca, Gastropoda, Physidae. Gene Ontology annotation, biological process: regulation of transcription by RNA polymerase II. Gene Ontology annotation, molecular function: RNA polymerase II cis-regulatory region sequence-specific DNA binding; DNA-binding transcription factor activity, RNA polymerase II-specific. The record is from RefSeq and is a predicted model, not a curated record.